Molecule: messenger RNA, 1197 nt
Organism: Monoraphidium neglectum
Lineage: Eukaryota; Viridiplantae; Chlorophyta; Chlorophyceae; Sphaeropleales; Selenastraceae
Product: jumonji domain containing 5
Exons: 4
Coding region: 1-1197 (398 amino acids)
Molecular function (GO): 2-oxoglutarate-dependent dioxygenase activity
Source: RefSeq, a predicted model, not a curated record
AUGAUGGGGGGCCCUCGGUUUCGCGGGGUCGUGGAUGCGGCAGUGGCAGCGAUGGAGGCAGCGCUAGCAGCGCUCCAGGCCCAGCAGGCGCAGCAGGCGCAGCACACGCGGCAGCGGCCGGAGCACGAGCAGCGGCUGCAUGAUGAGGCGUCCGAGGGUGAACAGCCGCGCGGCAGCAAGCGGCAGCGGAGAGGCGAGACAGGGCAGGGCCGCGGGCAGGGGGCACGCGACGACGGCGGUGGCGCCCACACACGGCUGGCGCAGCUGCCGCUGCUGAGGGAUCUGCCGCGGCCGCACGUGGCUCUGCCGCCGGGCGCCAUGGCUAAUCCUGGGUUGGUGGUGCCCGUGAUUGAUGCGCCCUCUCUUGAAGCCUUCAUGACAGGUUACAUGCUGGCACCAGGCGGCGGCUGCCCGGUUGUGAUCCAAGGAGUGAUGGACAACUGGCCCGCGCUGGCUCGCUGGCAGGAUCUCUCUUACCUGGAGCGCGUGGCGGGGCACAGGACGGUGCCUGUCGAGAUGGGGCAGCACUACCUGGAAGAGAGCUGGGGCACACAGCUGGUGACCCUGGGAGAGUUCAUCCGGGCCCACGUCAUCGAUUCAGUGACCACCGACGCAGUGGCAACCCACGCCGACGGCCCCUGCUCGGGAGUCGUCGACUCCGGCCAUGCAGCCCUGACUGGCGGUUGCGCUAGCGCCGCGGCGCGGGCGGCGCUGGCGCCAGGGGCGACGGAGGGGCGCGGUGCAAGAGCGCGGCGGCGCCGCGGCUACCUUGCGCAGCACGAGCUGUUUGACCAGAUCCCCGCGCUGGCCACCGACAUACGCACGCCGGACUACUGCGCGCUGGGCGAGGACGGGCUGCGCAGCGUCAACGCGUGGUUCGGGCCGGCCGGGACCGUGACGCCGCUGCACCAGGACCCCUACCACAACCUGCUCGCCCAGGUGGUGGGCCGCAAGUACGUCCGCCUGUUCAGCCCUGCCCACACGAACGUGCUCUACCCCCACCCCUCAGGCAUGCACACCAACACCAGUCAGGUGGACGCGGACGCGCCCGAUGCGGCGCGGUUCCCGUUGUACGCAAGUGCGCCCUUCCUUGAGUGCAUGCUCGAAGCCGGGCAGAUGCUGUACAUGCCACCGCAGUGGUGGCACUUUGUCAAGGCCGUGACCGUGUCCUUCAGCUGCAGUUUCUGGUGGAGUUGA